GUAAUGUUGACAGCUGUUGCUCAGUUUACGUUGCUUCAUAACAAGUCGCUGCUGGUGAGGAGAGUUAGACAGUUGUUAUGGCUCUGAAGAGAAUACAGAAGGAACUCCAUGACCUCCAGAGGGACCCUCCUUCUCAGUGUUCAGCUGGACCUGUGGGAGAGGACUUAUUUCAUUGGCAGGCAACAAUUAUGGGACCAGGUGACAGUCCAUACCAGGGCGGAGUGUUCUUCCUCACAAUCCACUUUCCUACAGACUAUCCCUUUAAACCACCAAAGGUAGCCUUCACAACUAAAAUAUACCACCCCAACAUAAACAGUAAUGGUAGCAUAUGUUUGGAUAUCCUGAGGUCUCAGUGGUCCCCUGCCCUCACUUUAUCCAAAGUUUUAUUGUCCAUAUGUUCUCUGUUAUGCGACCCGAACCCAGACGACCCUUUAGUACCCGACAUUGCACAUAUCUACAAAUCAGACAAAGACAGAUACAACAAACUAGCAAGGGAAUGGACACAGAAGUACGCCAUGUAAUGCAUUGCCAUAGGAUUGUCGGAUAGCAUUUACCCUGGGUUGACAUAUUCCAAAUUCCAAAGUACUGUACACAUUCGAGGUUAAUAAUGAAGCAAAAAGUCUUCUUCUUCUUUUCUUUUUUUUUUUAUAUACAUAAGCAGUCUGCCCAGAGGGGCAACUGAGUGCUUUAAAGAAAUUGUUUUGUAACACUAACAAUCACUUUUCAUUGAACUGCUGAGUUGAGCCAUCAGGUAGAGGAAAACUAUUUCUUAUUCCUCGUGAUUAUAGGUACUACUUUUCUUUUUUUUCUUUUUUUUUUAAAGAAACUUUUAAUGUAUAGUUUAUAAAGCUAUACUAUAUCUAUUUGUAUUAUUUUGCAUUAAAAGCUUAGGGGGGAUUUCAAAAUGACUUGUGUCUUGAGGGGUAUUCAUUUGCACACUUUCACAUUUUGAGUUGCAAUGUUUUAUAUUGCUCUAGGGGGCAGCGCUGUGCCAGUAUUUUAGGUCCAAGCAUAAGACUCGUUUGCACAUUGUAAUGCCAGACUCACAAAUAUCUAACCAUUGACUGCUGGAAACAUUGUAAAAUGGAAACAUUUCGCUUCACUCAUGUUGAUCUGGCUUCCCUUAUAUCCAGUCUAUCAGCAAAGGCCAACAGCAGAAGACCGCAACUUGCUGGUAUUGUGUGUGUGUGAGAAACGAAAAGCCAUACAAGUUCUUUGCUGCUUGGAAAAACGUUAUUAAAGAUCUGAUUAAGCAUUA
Molecule: messenger RNA, 1258 nt
Organism: Clupea harengus (Atlantic herring)
Lineage: Eukaryota; Metazoa; Chordata; Actinopteri; Clupeiformes; Clupeidae
Gene: ube2d3
Product: ubiquitin-conjugating enzyme E2D 3
Source: RefSeq, a predicted model, not a curated record